AUGCUGCUGCUGGCUCUCACCAGCCCUAAAAAAUUAUUUAAAUGCCCUGUUCCAGCUCGCAUUGUAUUUGAAGUUGAGGAUUUCGCUUCUGAUGUAGUCAGUGAGAAGCUAAGUUCCGUUUUACGAAACCGUGCUGGUACCGUACCAUUGAAGAGGGAAAUCCCGCCCCCUGAUCAUUCUUCAAUUAUUGUCGGACCCAGAACAAUAAACAAACUCGAUCAAGUCAUUCUCGAUUACAUGUCUAUAAGAGGUUUACAUCAGACAAGAGAGACAUUUUGUCGUGAAAUUUUUGCUAAUCAAAAUUUUGAUGCUGUCAAUUCUUCUCAAGAAGCAUUCCUACAAAUGUGGUGGAGUAAAUUCUAUGAAACAUAUAUCUCUGUGUUCCCUGACUUUCCUAUACUCAAUGCUGAAUCCUUUGAUAAGGUAGCAUCUAUAGUGGAACACGUUGUGGCUAACGACAUUCAUGCAAAUCAAUCAAAUACUUCUGAUCAUACGAGAGAAAAAAUAUCUAAUGUGAUGCCCGUGACGUUGUCACCUCCUUUGAUGGCGUCCUCUUCUGUGAUGGAAUCCAAUGAUCCUACAAAAAUAGAUGCGAUGAUUUCAGAAUUAUUGUUAGAGGACUUUUCACUGUCUCUUGAUCAGUUGAAUGAAAGGAAUGACAUAAUUCCAUUCGCAAACAAUGCUAGCUAUCAAAUGUCAACUAUUCUAUCAGAGGAGAAUUCAAGAGAUAACAGACAUGACAUAAAUUUGGAAGGACCAUCAAAUAUGCAUGCCCCUACAAAUGCCUCUGAUCAUACAAGAGAAAAAAUAUCUAAUGUGAUGCCUGUGACGUUGUCACCUCAUUUGAUGGCGUCCUCUCCUGUGAUGGACUCCAAUGAUCCUAAACAAAUAGAAUCGAUGGUUUCAGAAUUAUUGUUAGAGGACUUUUCACUGUCUCUUGAUCAGUUAAAUGAAAGGAAUGACAUAAUUCCAUUUGCAAGCAAUGCUAGCUAUCAAAUGUCAACUGUUCUAUCAGAGGGAAAUUCAAGAGGUAACAGACAUGACAUAAACUUGGAAGGACCAUCAAAUAUAAAUGCCCCUACAAAUGCUUUGCCUACUUCACCAGCACUCUUAGAUGCAGGGAACAAUAGAUCUCUCCAACAAGCACCUCAUCAACAAUGGCCAGUGCACACUCAAAAGGAACAGUUUCCGAGAGCAAUAUUAUUUCCUCAACAAAAUACAUUACCCGAUGGAGCAGCUGAAUACUAUGCUAAUAAGUUCAAACGUACCCUUGCAAGUUUUAGAAAUAGUGGCACUCAAGGUGAAUCGAGUGGAAAAAAUGCACGAGUGUAUGCUGAAUCAAAUCAAAGAAACUUGGGGAAUUUAUUAGCAUAUCAACAAACAAUAGCUCCUACAGGAAGAUAUGGAAAGCAACCUGUAAUGCAGAGCGGAAAAAAGAGAAAAACUCCAUUGAGUACUCCGGCAUUAGUUGUGAAAGACAGAGCUAUUGUCACUGGCAACGGAAGUCAAAGUAAUUCAACCUGUACAUGGAUGGAAAGAGCUAAACGAAAAGGCAUCUCUUUUAAACAGAUUCGUAACUUUUGCACAACAAAUAUCAAGCCUUUAUGUUGCCACUUCAAUACACAAGGAGAGUUUUUGGCUACUGCGGGACGCGAUAUGAAGGUUCUGAUUUGGGAGUUGGGAAAUAACAGUUUUAGUAGUAGAGAAGGUCAUACUCAGGGUAUUACAGAUGUCCGUUUUAGACCAAACUCAAUGAUGUUUGCAACAUCUUCCUUUGACAAAACUGUGAAGAUAUGGGAUGCAGCUGAGCCUAGCAAGACUUAUCGAAACCUUGAUGGACAUGAUGGGCAUGUAAUGUCCGUAGAUUAUCACCCAACAAAGGACGGUCUUCUCAGUUCUUGCGAUCACAAAAAUGAAAUUAGAUUGUGGGAUGUCAAUAGGCUUAAUUGCCAACUUAUUCUUAAGGGAGGGAGUAAACAAGUUAGAUUUCAACCUCAACUUGGGAAUCUUUUGGCAAGUUCUACCGAAAAUAUUAUAAAUAUUUUUGAUAUCGAGACUAAUAACAUCCAGAAAAGGGUACAAGGACAUGUUAACAACGUUAGUUCAAUCUGUUGGGAUAGAACUGGGAAUUACUUGGCAUCUGUGAGCGAAGAUAGUGCACGAAUAUGGUCUAUUAGUGAUGGAAAAUGUAUAUUUGAAUUGUUCUCCGGUGAGAAUAAGUUUCAGUCGUGCAUUUUUCACCCCGCGUACGCUCAAAUGGUGGUAAUUGGUUCCAAUAAGUUCUUGGAGUUGUGGAAUCCGGUCUACCAGAGCAACAUAACUUCGUCAUAUAAUGCACAUGAUGAUAUAGUUACUUCAUUAGCAGAUUCACCUGCUAAAGGAAUUAUAGCUUCAGUGAGUUAUGAUCAAUGGAUCAAGAUAUGGUCAUGAUUGUAUUUCGGUGACAAUAUUCUUAGUGCACCAUCAAUGUAAUGACUUAUAUCAAGUCACAAUCUUACACCGUUAUUUCAAACUCAUAUGCUCUAUUUUAUCAUUUGAAACUUGACAUUAAAAAUGUUCAUUAGACUUGUUGUUAUUGUUGGGUUUUGAAAGUCGU
Molecule: messenger RNA, 2596 nt
Organism: Solanum dulcamara
Lineage: Eukaryota; Viridiplantae; Streptophyta; Magnoliopsida; Solanales; Solanaceae
Exons: 17
Coding region: 1-2430 (809 amino acids)
Molecular function (GO): protein binding; transcription corepressor activity
Source: RefSeq, a predicted model, not a curated record